CACACGACUUUGCAUCUCAUAAAUAAUCAAACGUGAUCAUUUUUUCUCGCUCUAUCGCCUCCACUCACUAGUGCGGCGCGUGUAUACAUGUCGUACAUGCACACACACAUCUCUCGCCGCCUCACGUGCUUUUAUCGGGCCGCCUCACGUGCUUCGCCGCACGCGAUUCGAAUCAGCUGCGAGACGAGACGAGACGACUCGAGAUGAGACGAGACGCGAAUCCCCCCCGAGGACGACGGCAACGUGGGCUAUUACUGUCAUGUGCGGGCGUCCGGAUGACAGCUCGAAUCUCGGCGGAUCCUCGCGACUCUCGGCAUCCUCGGAUGGCGAUGGCUGACGAUGGUGCUGGUGGUGGUGGUAGGAGGUGGUAAUGGUGGUAACAGUGGUGGUACUGGCGGUGCUGAUGGUGGUGGUGAUGUGAGUACGCGAUUUCGGGAAUUUAACGACGUCGCGCGCGGGACUGGGAGGAAGUGGGAGCGAGGCGCUGGCGAGGGGAAGGGGCCGGGGGGGAGAGGAAGAAGGUGAAAGUGAGCCUUUUGUCACGGCGACGGCGGCACGGCGCGAAUCGCGGCUGCAUAACCUAUAAAUAAUAUCGCCGUCCGCGUUCCCGAAAUCGUGGGACGGAGAUCGUCCUCUCUCUCUCGCUCUCUCUCUCCUUCUCUCUCUCUCUCUUGCCCGGUAUGAAACGUCAGACGCGGACGUGGAUUCGGCUGGACGACGAGUGACUUGGCGGGAGGCUACGACAACGUAUGGAAAACAUGGAGGCCGCGAGCGGCAACGAGGCGGGCGGGGAACAGCAGGCCGCGCCAGACAGCACGGUUCCCCGGAAGUCGUGGUCCGAGCUCCGCGCCGUCGUCAGCGACCUCAGAAGGAAGCUGUCCGGGGUGUCAGCCGGCUCCGUGCCCGGGUCCAUAACUUUCCGCUCGCUCCCGGACGGCCGAACUAGAAUCUAUUUCCUCAGCACUCCGAGUAACGGAUGGGAGACCACGCUUCUCUACGUGGACAUUGCGCAUGCAGAUCAUGCCAAUGGCUAUCGUCUGCAUUGGCAGCCUGUCAUAGAAGCAAAUUUUCAGAGUGUAUCGAGCACAAACAGACUGUCAAAGGAGGAACAAUUGUUAUGGGAGAGAAAGAGGCUUGCUACUUGGGGCAUAACCAGUUAUGAGAUUCAUGCGGAGAGUGGGAAAUUGGUUUUUCCAGCUGCCAGCAGUCUUUAUCAGUGUGUGGAUACUGGAUUCAUGCCUGGACCACUCUUCCCAUCAGAAAUCAGAAUGUCGACCACCGGAGCGAAACUGUGUCCUCAGAUCUGUCCCUGGAACAAUGCAUUGAUUGCUCACACAUGUUCGGGAGAUCUAUAUCUGUCUCACAGUAUCACAGGCUCCUCAGUUCGAUUGACUCACGCUAAGAAAGGUGGCAGGAGUCUCGUGGAUGAUCCACUUACGGCCGGCACUCCUUCCUACGUCAUGCAGGAGGAAUUUACAAGAUAUAUCGGCUACUGGUGGCAGCCAAAGUCCAUGUACGACGGUAUCUAUAGAAUAGUGUACGAAGAAGUGGACGAGAGCGAUGUUAAGAUAUAUUGCUUUCCUUCGGCGAAUUCCUACGAGGUGGACGAAUUUAGAUUUCCUAGAGCAGGUAUGCCGAAUGCUAGGAGUAACUUGAAGAUGGUGCAGUUCCGGUUGACGGAAUCGUUGCAGAUAGUCGAUAUCGAAAUACUAGAACUUCAGUAUCCCCUUCACAUAAUGUUUCCUUGGAUGGAAUACAUGGUGAGAGUCGGCUGGACUCCGGACGCUCAAUACGUCUGGGUGCAACUAUUGGACAGGAAACAACAGAAGCUUGAACUGGUUCUGUUGUCGAUAGACAACUUCUGCGAACCGCCACCCAACACGUACAAUACGGAAAACCACUUUACACCUGCGUCAGCGAGCGUUCAGGUGAUAUAUUCGGAGCAGAAUCCGACUUGGAUCAACGUGAACGACCUGUUGUACUUUCUCAAGUCUGACGACGCGAGCGAAGUGAAGUUUAUCUGGGGUAGCGAGGAAUCUGAGUUUCGGCAUUUGUAUCUUAUAACAUCCAGUAUAGCAGGCUUGAGUAAUGGAGUGGAAGAGCCUUUGGAUAGAAUGGACAGCAUAUUUCUUCGACCGCGUAUCACUUCCAAGGUGGCCCUGACGCAAGGCGAUUGGGAAGUGCUGGGGAAGAAGAUCUGGGUCGACGAAGUCAAUUCUAUCGUAUACUUUUGCGGAUUACGAGAAGGGCCGUUGGAGCAACACGUUUACGCGGUUUCUCUGCGACGACCAUUAGAAAUACGACUCCUAACACGACCGGGUUAUAGUUAUAACAGUGUAUAUUUUAACAAAGAGUGCACAAUGUUGGUCACCGUUUAUAGUUCUAUUAAAACACUACCCACUUGUCAAGUAUUUAAAAUAUCGCAAACCGAUUGGACGGUGGAAAGUAUAUCGCUCACACCUGUAGGAUAUCUUCUAGAAUCAUCGGCGCCUGAAUCGGAAUUGUUCGCGCCAGAAAUUUUUACGCAUAAGAUAAAAUCAGGCGAUACGAUUUACUCGAUGAUAUUCAAGCCUCAUAAUUUUCAGCCCGGAGUUAAAUAUCCUACGAUAUUGAACGUUUACGGAGGACCCGAGGUUCAACUCGUGUCGAAUACGUUUAAGGGCUUAAGGCAUUUGCGGAUGCACAUGCUAGCUGCUCAAGGCUAUUGUGUAGUUUUAAUCGAUUCCCGUGGAUCGCAGCAUAGAGGUCUGAUAUUCGAGAGCCACUUACGACGUAGAAUGGGAACGGUAGAGUUGAACGAUCAAGUCGAAGUAUUGAGAUGGUUGGCAGAAACCACAGGAUACAUAGAUCUGAAUCGUGUGGCUCUGCACGGUUGGUCUUAUGGUGGAUACUUAAGUCUGAUGGGUCUGAUACAGUAUCCCGAUGUAUUCAAACUCGCUAUUGCUGGUGCUCCGGUUACCUCGUGGAAUUUUUAUGAUACUGGAUAUACCGAACGUUACAUGGAUCUGCCGCAAAACAAUCUUCACGGUUAUAUGGCAGGAUCAAUCCUGACAUAUGUGAACAAAUUCCCAGAUGAAGAGAAUCGAUUGUUGAUUAUUCAUGGUCUCAUAGACGAGAAUGUACAUUUCUAUCACACCAGCCAGCUGAUCAACGCCCUCGUGAAGAUCGGUAAACCAUAUCAGUUGCAGGUUUACCCCAAUGAGAGGCACAGUCUGAGAAGUCUGGACGCCAGCAAGCAUUAUGAGACAACCUUGCUGUCCUUUUUACAAAAUCACUUAUGAACCGAUGUUCUCUUGUUUUUUUUUUCUUACAUUGUUCGGUAGUAGUCUCAUUCAAGUUUACUGCCAUUAAUUUAUGUACAACACACCAGAAACUUAAGACGAAAAGAUACUUUCAGAUGAUCAUCUGAAUUAGUAUCUGUAUUAAUUUCUGUACAAAAAAAUGUGCCUCUAUGGGGCUUUUAACAUAGUAUUACAGUUUCAAUGUAAAGGGUAUUCGCGAUAGCGCAAUGUGAAUGUUACCAACAUGUUGCGUACUAUUAAUACCAAGACGAACUUCUAGCAAGGAAUUUGUGAAGGAACGUACAACUUACACAUAUGUGCCGAUUAUGUGUAUUUUCAAUGGCAAUGUAAAAAUAUCAUGAAAAACUCGCGUAGAAACAUACAUUCAAAACAGCCUUUUUUAAUCAGCUAUUAUUGAGAUUUACAACCGUGAUAAUAUUGAUUACUCGUGACUACUUUUUAAAGGAAUGGACAAUACUCAAUUUAUUGACAAUAGUCUAUCAGAAAGAACUACUAUUCCAGAGAUGCACAUUUCUGUUUCGCGAUCAUUUCGCAAUAUAUGUUGAACCAUUAGACACGAAUACCCCAACUGACUAUGUACAUAUAUCAUGCGUGAUCGCAACGUUGUGUAUCACGUAUUUCUCUCAUCUUUCUACAGCGAAAAGUAUUUGCGUUCUUCAAUGUUGUGAAAUAAUCGUAUAUCCGAUGGAUAAUUACUUGUCAAUAAAUAAAUUCAUUAUUUUA
Messenger RNA from Camponotus floridanus (Florida carpenter ant), 4025 nucleotides. Its product is annotated as dipeptidyl peptidase 9. Gene Ontology annotation, molecular function: dipeptidyl-peptidase activity; serine-type peptidase activity. Gene Ontology annotation, biological process: proteolysis. The transcript is spliced from 10 exons. Lineage: Eukaryota; Metazoa; Arthropoda; Insecta; Hymenoptera; Formicidae. The record is from RefSeq and is a predicted model, not a curated record. The coding region runs from base 750 to 3281 and encodes 843 amino acids.